AUGUGCGAAGAUAUUUGGUUCAGCGUCACUGUUCUCAUAUCGAAGUGGAUCUGGAUGGACUUCAUUGUUGGCGUGAACGGAAAGGUCUUGCUUGGGUCUGUUGCACUACCGAUCGACUAUCCGAGCCAGAAAGGGGCUUUGUCGAUCUGGUUCCGAGUUAGACAGCGUGGGAAUGUCAGAGAAAUGCCCGCGCCUUCUGAGUCCUCCGCGCCGCGAAGGCGUUUGUCAGUUUCAAGGUCGACGGCGUCCACAAAUACUACACGCUUGUCGCUGAGCCCGCUGGUAAAGCCACGCGCACUGUCUAAUGCGAGCAGUGAUGUCAGUGGCUGCACAACCGUAAAACCGUCUUUGUCGACUUCCUCGUCCAUCUCGACAUCGAAGCUGUCGAUCGCCUCCGUGAGGUCAAACAUGAAGGGUCGCUCAACCAAGACAACGUCAACCCCGCUAUCCAUCAAGAAAUCGACUUCGGCAUUUCCCAGCACAGACUCGCAGUCAGCUCGCCGUCUUUCCAUCCCUGCUCACACGCGGGGUGUCGAUCCCGCUUCCCCGACCCCGCCUCAGAAGGGAAGACACACGUCACUGAUCGGUCCGCCAAGUUCUUUCCCUCGAGGUAUGGCGGCUGUCAUCUCCACCAAUGACAACAACACGCGCACAGGCGUGCCGGCCACGCCUUCGCGUACCCGCGUUAUGUCAGACGCCUCAAACCGUUCCAGAUCUUCACAAAAGAAUGGACUGUCAAGUAACGCGCCCUCGGCACGUUCCAACUCUCUCUCAACUGGCAACAGUGUUCUCUCGCCUUCAAUGACUGUUACUUCGCCUAGCCCCGUCAAAAGGAUGCAAAAGGCACUGUCGCUAGGAGGCGACGCCAAUUUAAUGCUCGACGCACCUACUACGAGCGUUAGCGCUUUUCCGCCAGUGGCCAAGCAGAGUACCCCGAAAAGACCCGAUACACAUGGGACACCCGGGAAGUCGCCAUCACAAACGACCCCAUCCAAGUCGCCAGUGCAAGUGAAUAAAUCCCCAGUUGUUACUCCGGGAAGGUCAUCUAAGAGUAUGAAGACUCCUGUCAAAGCGUCGCAUCCCCAAGGUACACCCUCCAAAGGUGUUCCUGGCUCUGCGGAAAAACAUCAUGUGCAGCGACACGGAUCGGGUUCUUCUCUCGCCCGCGUUGCCGCUACGGGUGGUACCACCGUUCCUGGUGACUUUACUUUCAGUCUAGGAAACGGUACUCUUGGGGCUGUGAGCCUUAACGACGAGGCGUAUCCAUGGAAUGAUGACGGAGAGGAAAUGACCUUAGAUAUGGUAACCGAUGUUGGGGAGGGCUCUGGUGAUGAGGAGUUUGAAUCUACCCUCGAUAACCUGCGAACCCUUCACCUUUCCCGCCUGACAUCCUACAGGCGUCUGCUCGAACGCGCCCAAGCGAGCAGCGCGGCGCAGGCUUAUGCUCUCCAAGCUGAACUAUCCAUUCUUAAAGAACGCUUUCAAUCAGGUACCCAAAAUAAAUCCGAGCAAGAUUUUGGGGAGAUAUGUGUGUGUGGCGGUAGAAAGGUCAAAGGCUAUUGGGGUGGGUAUGAUGGUGACAUCGUUGAUGAUGAUGGAACUGGCUUGGCGGGGACGUUGAAAGGGGAUGGCAAAGGAGGUUUUGAUGAAAAAGAAGUGAAGAAGGCGGUGCGGAGGCUUGGGCGAGAAGCACGCAUGAGACUGAUCGGACUAAUACUAGAUUCGCUUUUACCUGGGGAUAUCUCAUUGCAGAUCCUUCUUCUGCAGAAAUACCUCAAAUCAUCAUUUGAUAUUGUCGGUUCGCUUGCACCUAACCUAGCGUUACGCAUCUUUCGACAUUUGAGUGUAAAAGAAGUCGUGAAGGCCGGCUUGGUGUCGAAGAAAUGGUUCGCGUUAUCUCGGCAUCCAGCCUUAUGGCGCUGGCACUGCUUGCGCUUGACUGCAAACGAUCCAAUACCCGUCAAAGCCCCCGCAACACCUGAAGGAUGGUACCCCUUGUACCGCUCGCUUCACCACCGCGAGUCCAACUUCGCAAAUGGUCUUCCUCAGAGUGUCAGGUUCUUGAGCGGACACACUAACUUCUGCACUACUCUACUCCUAAGAGGCAAACGACUCAUCUCAGGGUCUUAUGACGAAACCAUCCGAUUCUGGGACAUUGAGACGGGAGAAAUGAAGAAAUGUUUGUCGGUCAAGAAGCCCGUUAGCUGCGUCGACUUCUUGGCAGAGGAAGAGGUUUUCGUUGUUGGGUUCCACGAUGUUGGCCGUGUGCACCUUUUCUCUUCGGUCACCUUCACUCCUCUACAGCAGCUCGCCGGACACUUGAACGGUAUCCGUGCUGUCGCACUUUCAUCGCGCAAUCUUGUCAGCGCAGGGGCGGAUAAAGCUCUCGUGUGCUGGGACUGGCGUGCGGGAACCAAAAUCGUGCGCUUCGGGCAGCAGACGACCGUGAAUAUUGGUGUUCAGCUCAUUGGGUCUCCGAACGCAGAGGAGGGAGAAAGAGUGGUCAGCGUCACGAUUGAUGGGAUCGUGCGCGUCUUCUCGAUCAAGCGUAGAGAAAUGAUUUCUCAGUUCAAACUCUCAGAGCUAGGAAGUAAUGAUCCUCUUCUCAGUGCGAAGUUGUGGAACGUUGGAGCGGCGCCAAGUAACAUGUUACAAUGGUUUGCGGCAAAAGGUACACAAAUGACGUGUGCAACAAAAUCCAUCAUUCUGCAUCUUCAAUGGACAGAAGACGAAGGGAAACCUGUGAUCGAAAGUGGAUUGAUCAGCCCUACAGGCAACAACACACCCUCGCUUCGAGCAGGGACACCCCUUUCGCCUAUAGGCAGCGGAGCCAUUGGCGCGGAGGGAUUCUCAAUCCGAUUCGGUCGUGCUGCGAUACUUACAGCGCCCCCCAAACUGAUUGCGUUGGUUGAGACGCCUGACGUAGCUGUAGGCGCAGUGGACCCGAGAAAGAGGAGGGUGGUGACUGCAACUCGAUUUAGUUCGAGAGCAGAGACGAAGGGGAAACCCUGGAUGGGCUCGACCGUAGACGGUGAUGAAAGCGUAUCUGACAACCUGAAGCGUUCCAGCUCUCCCGCCUCUGUCGUCGACAUCGACGCAAAUAUUAUACCCCUCGGCGGAGCCUGGGCAGCUCUCGCCCAGGCCGGUGGAGGAGACCUGACUAAAGUCAAGGGCUUGCUAGGCACUGCACCGAGUAAAUUUGCGGGUCUGGCUGUUCCGGAGAAGAAUCCGAUGUCAAUGCAGUUGAGCCACGAGGAAGUUGUGGUCGGAUGCGCGGACGGGACGAUCUACGUGAUGAAUUUCGUUGGGCAUGAGUAUCAGAAGGAACGCGUGUCCUUGCGGGGGACCGGGGACGUCGACGAUAGAGAGGAAGACAAAGAGUCGGAUUCUUCGAAUACCUUCUGGUUGCUUCUCGCUUUGUUGCUGAUACUCACGCCGAUUGCUAACCUGCAGUUCAUUAAAGUCAUGCAGAAGGGUAGGCACUCUCUUUCGGUCCCUACACCUUUCCACAAUCGGCCUGAGACGAUCACUCGCAAAACAUCGUCGUCAUAUGUACUCGAACAAUUCAAACCGUCGCAAAAUCUGCCGAAAUCCGCUACCAACAAUGCUGCUGUUGCUGCUGCUUCCAAACAAGAGCAAAAAACGGAACAGAAUUCGAAGGACAAUCUAAGUAAGGGCGAAGAUGAGAACGAUGAAGACGCCCUCACCUCUGCCUUUGCAUCUGAGUUUGCAAAGGGUAUGGAGUCGCUCAUGCGCGAGCUAGCUGAGAACAGCGGUCUUGAUCUGGACGCUCGUGAUGAUACAGAGAGAGAUCGAGCGAUGAGCGCUGCGUGGGAGGCUAUGUUGGUCGAAGAGAUGAACAAGAUGCCAGGUACGGCACCGGCAUCGACAUCAACAGCAUCGACAACCCAACGGACGCGUCCCAUGCCGCCUCCUUCGACAAGUAAACCAGAACCUAACAAACCAUCUGCCGCGGCUGGUGAUGCGUUUCAAUCCCGCAUCAGGAAUGCGAUGGACAAGCUGAAAUCCUCCGAGUCUGACUUCAACUCGUCCACCACCUCACCCUUGCCUGCAUUCCCAGGCUCAGACGACCCAUCGCUUGCCGCACUUCUGCAAGGUCUCAAUCCUGGGGAGGGGGAUGAACUAACUGGUGUGCUGGAAGCGAUGAUGGGUCAGCUGAUGAGUAAAGAUGUCCUUUAUGAGCCAUUGAAGGAGUUGGACGAGAAGUUCCCUUCGUACCUAACCUCCCACCCCGCACUUCCCGCAGAGGACAAGGAGAGAUAUGAAAAGCAAAUAUCCUGUAUCAAGCGACUCCUCUCGAUCUUCGAGGACAAAGGAUAUGACGAAGAGAAUGCGAAGACGAGGGAGAAUAUAACCGAGAUUAUGGGCGAGGCUCUCUCCGCUUUGUUCUUCAUGUCUCCUUUGUUACUCGUCACUACAAGGUCGUUUACGUCUGCAUUACAGUUGCAAUCGUACGGAUCACCACCCGAAGAGAUAAUGGGUCCCCUUCCGCCCGGGAUGGCGAUGGGUGCAGAUGGAUUACCUGAGCUGCCUGAAGGAUGUGUGGUUUGUUGA
Pisolithus orientalis is the source of this 4575-nucleotide messenger RNA. RefSeq names its product Pex19 protein family-domain-containing protein. Gene Ontology annotation, biological process: protein import into peroxisome membrane. Lineage: Eukaryota; Fungi; Basidiomycota; Agaricomycetes; Boletales; Pisolithaceae. Gene Ontology annotation, molecular function: protein binding. The record is from RefSeq and is a predicted model, not a curated record. The transcript is spliced from 22 exons. The coding region runs from base 1 to 4575 and encodes 1524 amino acids. Gene Ontology annotation, cellular component: peroxisomal membrane; peroxisome.